CCGUAUUCACCUCGCGUUGGCUGAGACAUCUAGGUGAUCUCCUGAGUGUGCGCCUGGAGCGCGGUCCGGAGGUCAGAACUGGAGUCAGAGACCCGGGGACCAUUGGCAGUCAGGGGACUGGGUCAUUCUGGACCUUGUCACUUCUGCUCCUGGCUGCCACUGCUCCGAGACUAUGGAGCUGUGGAGGCAACUGAGGCAGGCGGGACUGGUGCCCCCAGGAUUGGACCCACCUCCCCCGGCCCUGAUGGCGCCCCCGCCAGUGAGGAGAGCUGGCCAGACCCUCUCGUCCCCACGGGUAGAGGGUGCAGGUGCCAGGGAGAGUCUGCUGUGGAUCUGGGAGGAACUGUGGUGCCUCCGCCAAGUGGACAUCCAGCUGCUGGGCCAGCUGUGCAGCUUGGGGCUGGAGCUGAGGGCGCUGCGGGAGGACCUGGUCACCAUCCUGGAAGAGGAGGAGGAGAGCCUCGAGGAGGAAGAGGAGGAGGAGGAAGAGGGGAAGCAGGACGAGGGACACGUGGAGGGCUUCUGCUGGGCCCCAGGUCACCAACUCCCCGACUUUGAGAUGACCAUCUGAGGCCCGACCAGGCGCUUGCGAUUGACACAUGAAUGAGAUGCAAAUUUAUGCAAAGGAGGGGGGAUUUGCAGGUCAAAUCAACCAGCGGUCCUGGAUUUGGAAUCAACCCCUGUUUUGGAGCAAAUACAUUCUCGAAAGAUGUCUGCGCAGAAAUGGAAGGGCCGGCCUGGGUCCUGGGGGUGCGUUUGCAGACGCUGCGGGAGGUUUGUGGAGAAACUAGGCGUAUGUGCCGGUGGGUUGCAGGGGAGACGUGGGUCUUUGCGAAUAGGAUGGAGACACUCGCAGGUGAUCAAGGCUGGCCUCUGGCGGCCACGCCCCCAAGUGGCUGUUGAGCACGUGGCUAGGCUGAAUUGAAGUGCGCUGGACACGUGACUACAGAUGGACUUUCAAAGGCUUACUAUGAUACAAAGAAUAUUUAUGACAUUUUAAUAAACUAAAAUUUUUGUUGAAA
Molecule: messenger RNA, 1022 nt
Organism: Suricata suricatta (meerkat)
Lineage: Eukaryota; Metazoa; Chordata; Mammalia; Carnivora; Herpestidae
Gene: ERICH4
Product: glutamate rich 4
Exons: 3
Coding region: 173-571 (132 amino acids)
Source: RefSeq, a predicted model, not a curated record